AUGAAACUAAUAAAUAUAAUAAGUUUACAAUUAAUGAUUUUAAAAUGUAACAGCAGUGAUACUAUAGAGAAAUCUACAGAUUCAUCUAAUAAUGAUUAUCAGUAUGAAAAAGAUUUAGAGAAAUUGAGAAUGGGAGCAAUUGAUACAUUCACUAAAAUUUUAAAGUUCAUUUAUAUAUUUAAAUAUGAUAGUAAUUGUUGUAUAAUUAUGAAUAAUAAUAUAAACAAACCUAGUAAUUAUACCGAUUAUAAAAAAGCUCUCAUUGAUUUAAUUGUACUAAUUAAAGCGAAUCCUAUUCAAAAAACGGAAUCUUUUAAUUUGUUCUUAGGAAAAUUUUCUAAUGAUGAUUCCAAAAUAAUUAAAUCAGAAAUUAACUCGAUAUUUGAGGUUUUUUCAAAUGUAAAUUUAGAUGAAUUAAAGAAAUGUAAUUUUGAUGAGGCACUAAACUUAAUUAAGAAACAUCUUUUCAUUCAUAUUUAUGUUCUUUUAUCAGAAAAAAUAUCUGAUAUUGAAUAUUUCUUUCAAUCAGUUGCAUUUCAAUCUAAUAACUUAAGUAAUAUAAUUAAAGAAUGUGAAGAUUCAUAUGAAAGUAUUUAUACUUUUGAUCAAAUAAAAAGGUUAUAUGAUGCAAUUGAUAAAGAAGAUAAUAAUGGCGAUAUAGAAAAGAAUAAUUUUGAUAAAGUUAAAAGUACCAUUUUAGAAAUUUUUAGUUUGAAAAAUGCAAUUAAUUGUCUACUUCUUUUUAUUCAGUAUACAAACCUUGAUGAUAGUAUGCUCGAAAGUCCUAAUGCAGUGUUGCAUGAAUUUUACAAUAAUAUAAUAGCAGAAAGGAUUAGAAAAUUUGUUGAGGGUUCUAUCGAACGUGUAGGAGAUAUGGUAUAUGGUGAUGAUAAAUAUAAUUUCUUUGAUAAUAAAUGUACAAAUCCAUUAGACAAAUAUUUUAUAAGAUAUUAUGAUAGAGGUGUCUCGUUAGAUAGAAUUGGUGAUGUUUUAAAUAAUCAUUUUAAAGAAAUCAUGUACUUUUAUUUAGCAUUUAAAAAAGAUUUUAAUAAAGAUAAAUGGAAUCCAGAAAAUGAUUAUGGUAUUACUUAUUUUUUAGAACGUAAUGAAAAAGGAUAUAGAUUAAAAGAGAAAAAUACUUACGCUGGUAAAAUAGUUUAUUUUUUUAAUUUAGAAGAAGAUGAAAUUAUAUUUAAAAGAACAGUAAUGUUUCUGAGGUUAAAGCAAUUCCUUGGUUUGAAAUUAAUAAGAAGAGUAAUAGAAGUUUUUUAUCAAAAAUUAUUUGUUGUUUUAAGAAAAAAGAUAAGGAAGUUAAGGAAAAAUUUGAUUAUGUUGAAGAAACUAAAUCAAUAA
Molecule: messenger RNA, 1353 nt
Organism: Hepatospora eriocheir
Lineage: Eukaryota; Fungi; Microsporidia; Hepatosporidae
Source: the annotation of a GenBank genome assembly